CGUGAAUUCCUCGAUUAACCAGCAGAAUUACCCCCACCCAACGAAACCACUCACACUAAACCCCCUCGUAUCCCCUCCCCGGAACCAUGGACGCCGGCGGCGCCCUCAAUGCCGUCGCCGUAACCGCACUGGCGGCGGAGUCAAUCGCCGGCGUACAGUACACCCGCUUCCCCACCCCGACCACCGACGAUGACCUCGACGACCUCUACGGCGACUUCGACCUCGGCUUCCUCCCCCUCCCGCCACUCUCCCCUUCCCCGUCCUCCCCUCCCAAAACCCCCUCUCCCGGCCUCUCCCUCCCAUCCCCAACCCCGUCUUCCUCUCCGUCUCCGUCUCCCUCUCCACCACCGCGCCGCACCCCGUCCCCCGACCCGCACCGCCGCCGCCAACCAGAGCCCGAGCCAAACCCCAUCCACCAGCACCAGCCACCGCUCCCCGCCCCAAAAUCACCCACCCAGCAGCACCAGCCGCCGCCGCCGCGUGCCGCUCCAAACCCACCACCCAGCCCGCGACACCAGCCGCCGCUCCCCGCGCCGAAAGCACCCACCUUGCGGCUCCAGCGCGCGCCGGCCCGCCCCGCGCCGUCGCCGUCGCCGCCCACCGCCACCGCGCUGUACAUCGGCGACCUGCCCUGGUGGACGACGGACGCGGAGCUGGAGGCCGCGCUCGCGCCGCACGGCGAGCUCCGCGGCCUCCACUUCUUCGCCGACAAGCCCUCGGGCAAGUCGCGCGGCCACUGCCGCGCCGACUUCCUCCACCCGGCCGCCGCCGCCUCCGCCGCCGCCGCGCUCCACGGACGCGCCUUCGACGGCCACCACUGCGUCGCCUCGCUCUCCCGCCCGCCCGCGCUCCAGCGCGCCGACGCCGACUCCGACGCCCCGCCGCCCAACCCCGCCCUCGCCCGCGCGAACAACCGGGGCAAUGCGGCGUUUUUAGGCGAUGGGUCGUCUCUGGGGCCCAUGGCUCCCCGGCCGCGCGCGUUCGGCGCGAUGAUCGGAGACGGCGGUGGGUUCCCGCCGGUGGGGCAGUGCGGCCCGAUGGCAGCGUCCCAUGUGAACCCGGCAUACUUGGCAGCCAGCAGGAUGGCAAUGUGUGGCAAUGGCGCAGAAAUGUGGCAUAACCAGGGGAUGCCUGGGGGCUUUUGGGGCGGACCGCAGCCAUGGAAUUUUGGAGGCUGUGAGAUGCCAUGGCAGCAGCCAGGGCAGCAGUACCGGAAUGGGGACUACGGAAAAAUGCGUAGCACCGGCCGGGAGAGACCAGGUGGUAGGAAUGAGGACAGGGACGCUGGCAAUUUCCGGGGCAAUCCAAACAGGAGGCAGUGUGGCCGCGGUGGGGGUGAACGGCCCGGGGACAGGGACCGGCGCUGGGAGCAGCGCGAGAGGAACUACGACGACAGGGAUCGGCGGGGUGGUCAGAAAAGGAGGUACCAGGAGUACAGUGAGCGCGAGGACUGGCAGAAGCGAGGACGGGCCAGGUUGAGUCAAUCAAGGAACAGCGAUGAUGACGAUGAUCCGAGGCGGCAAUCAAGGGACAGUGAUGAUGACGAGUAUCUGAUACGGCGUCGCUAAUGAAGCAUCUUCUGCAGGCUGAAUGGUAGAUUACGAGCCUUCUGCAGUCCCUGUUCGGCCACUUCUGCUCCACCAAGAGCAGAUGCAGACACCACAUCAGGCUUGCUCUGUCACAACGAACAAAAAACCAACUUACUAAUAGUAGAGAGGUGGACAUAACUGGAAACAGCAUAAUAUUUUGCACUAGCUUAACAUGACUUAAACUUGGAGAAACCGUUCUAAGAUGGUGCACCUGUGAGGGACCCUGCGAUGGUGGGCAUGAACAAUUUGAUGCUGUUUUUAAUUCAGAGAGUUUAAGUAAAACUAAUUAACUGUUGCGGUCUGAA
Molecule: messenger RNA, 1894 nt
Organism: Lolium perenne
Lineage: Eukaryota; Viridiplantae; Streptophyta; Magnoliopsida; Poales; Poaceae
Molecular function (GO): RNA binding
Source: RefSeq, a predicted model, not a curated record